AUUUAUUCCCUCCAGCUUUGUAGUUAGCUAUGGCAUCUGUGCAAGAAAAGUUCCAGGCGGCUGUCAAUGUCAUCAAGAAUUUGCCAAAAAAUGGUCCUUAUCAGCCCAGUACGGUGAUGAUGCUUAAAUUUUAUGGCCUCUUCAAACAGGCGACAGAAGGUCCAUGCACAUCGAAAAGGCCUGCCUUUUGGGAUGUAGUUGGUAAAGCUAAGUACGAUGCUUGGAAUUCAAACAGGCAUUUAACAAAAGAACAAGCAAUGCAGAAAUAUGUUGAAGGCCUUCAAGAGAUUAUAGAAACCAUGUCGUUCACCGAAAAUGUUCAAAAUUUUGUUGGAAGUUUACAAGGUCUAGAGAAUAUAAAUCUAGAUGAGCUAGAAAUGAUAGCACCUGGAAUGAAAAAGCUUGCCGAAUCGCAUCCUAAUUCUCCAUUUAACUCCCGAACAAAUAGUCCGCAACAUGGAGCCAGUAGUAACAUUAUUAUUGAUGAGGAGCCACUUACAAAUGGACAUGCAUCAUCAACUGAAGAUGUCGAAUUGGAAAAUCCAACAACAGUUCUGCCAAAUGCGACACCAAUGGCGGCCCCAGAAACGUACAAUAUAUAUGCUCCCACGAACGGAAAUGUUGAUCAGUCAGACGAUGAAGAAUAUGUUGAUCCAUUUGAUAUACAACAUGAACUGAAUGAAUCAUUACAACAGAAUAAUCACAUCUUGAAACAGGUGCAGGACACUGUAACGAGAAUGAAUCUGGAUAUUUCAUCUGUGAAUCAACGUAUAUACGACUUAGAGAAAACAGUUAGGGAUCUUAAACUAGCUGUUUCCAACACUACACUGAGAAAUGCAGCGUCGAAAAACACCAUGGAGCACAAACGAAAAUACCCCAACUGGUGGCCACUGGAUGACAUAUCGCCAGUAUGGUUUAUUUUACUAAUAUUAUGGCCAUUUAUUGCAAGAAGACUGGGCAAUAUGUUGGCAAAACCCAAACGAAAAUAG
Molecule: messenger RNA, 989 nt
Organism: Musca vetustissima
Lineage: Eukaryota; Metazoa; Arthropoda; Insecta; Diptera; Muscidae
Product: acyl-CoA-binding domain-containing protein 5
Exons: 3
Coding region: 30-989 (319 amino acids)
Biological process (GO): fatty acid metabolic process
Molecular function (GO): fatty-acyl-CoA binding
Source: RefSeq, a predicted model, not a curated record